Daldinia decipiens is the source of this 2188-nucleotide messenger RNA. RefSeq names its product BAR domain-containing protein. The transcript has 4 exons. Gene Ontology annotation, biological process: plasma membrane tubulation; actin cortical patch localization; endocytosis. NCBI's taxonomy places the organism in Eukaryota, Fungi, Ascomycota, Sordariomycetes, Xylariales, Hypoxylaceae. The coding region runs from base 572 to 1897 and encodes 441 amino acids. Gene Ontology annotation, cellular component: Rvs161p-Rvs167p complex; actin cortical patch; medial cortex. Gene Ontology annotation, molecular function: protein binding; lipid binding. The record is from RefSeq and is a predicted model, not a curated record.
AAUUCACUAUACGGUGAGUACCUAAAAUAAAUACAUAAUAUAUACCUGCCUACAUGUACAAUGCUUAAUGCUUCUACAUGUUUUUAAAGGUAAAAAGCUUCAGUAGUAGGUAGCGUAGGUACCUAUGGAACCUUGUAGGCUUAUUAGGUCCAAGCCACAAAAGUUGACGGAUCCUUCGCGAAGCCGCGCUGAUGAUUUAAAGCACUGCCACAACAACGACGUCGUCAGUGGAUGAAAACGACCUAAGUCACUAAGUCAGGUUUACUACAAGUCACUUUUACAUACAUUUGCUACUACACUACUUUACUACUAAUUUCUGCCUUGCUUGCCGUCACCUGCUGCAACCUCUACUUCGCCCUUGAUACUACUUUUCGCUUUUCAACUACUCAACUAUUACCUCGCAAUCCAUUAGUGUAGUAUUGCUUCCCCCUGAACGCUACGCAGUAAAGACUACAAGGAAACAUCCUCAUUCCGAAUCAAUACCCCCACUAAACCAUACAUCGCAAUCAGAACCACUACAAACAGAUUAUUUCAACCUCGCAGACUUGCAGACUUGCAGACUCGCAGAGCGAUGAGCUUCCGAGGCUUCCAGAAAAGCGUCAUUCGAGCGCCGCAACAAUUUAAAGCCAAGUUUAACAUUGGCGAACACUCAAAAGAUCCCGUAUUCAUCGAUGCAGAGCGACGUUUCCAGGAGCUCGAAGUCGAGACAAAACACCUCCACGAUGAGAGUAAGAAGUAUUCCGAUGCCAUCAACGGCAUGCUCAACCACCAGAUCGAGUUCAGCAAAGCGAUGACCGAGAUCUACAAACCCAUAUCAGGUCGCAUGUCAGAUCCCGACUCGAUAGAGGUUCAAGGCAACCCCGAAGGCAUCCGCGCUUGCGAGGAGUAUGAGGCUGUCGUCAAAGAUCUACAAGAAUCGCUUAAGCCCGAGCUUGAGAUGAUCGAGUCGCGAGUUAUUCGUCCCGCGAAUGAAUUACUUGACGUACUCAAGGUCAUCAGGAAAACAGCAACAAAACGUGAACACAAGAAGCUCGACUACGACCGACAUAAUGCGACACUUAAGAAAAUACAAGAUAAAAAAGAGAAGAGUGCCAAGGACGAGAAGGCCUUGUGGAAAGCAGAGAGCGAUGUCGAGCAAGCUACGCAAGAAUUCAAUUACUUCAAUGAUCUCUUGAAGGACGAACUACCUAAGUUGUUCACUCUUGAACGCCAAUUCAUCAAGCCGCUAUUCCAAUCAUUCUACUAUAUGCAACUGAAUAUCUUCUAUACGCUCCAUGAGAAAAUGCAACAUUGCGAUAUUGGAUAUUUCGACUUAACGCUUGAUGUAGAAGAGGCAUUUUUGAGGAAGCGGGCAGAUAUCCUGGAACAGACUGAACAGCUAACCAUUGUUCGAUUUAAGACCAGCGGCCAGAAGAAGCCGCCACCCAAGUACGCGAACAAGCCAGCAGCAUUAGAGGCGGGACCACGGCCUGCUGGAUUACUCACUGCAGGCCCAUCAUCCGCACCGAGCCCAGCAUCAGUUAAAUACGGCCAAGAGUCGCAGCCAGAGCUUGUAGAGAACCCUCCUCCGCCAUAUUCCGCAUCAUCAGCUGCCUUCAAAUCGCCACUAUCUCCACCUCCAAGUGGCCCCAAAUCGCCUGGGCUAGCAGCGCUUGCAGCAGGGAAGCCAAAACCCCCUCCGCCGAAACCUAAGCCCAGCCGACUUAGCGGCGCGCCAGCCGUAGAAACAGCUACUGCUUUAUACGAUUAUUCAGCCCAGGCCGAGGGUGAUAUCAGUUUUAGGGCAGGAGACGUAAUAGAAAUCGUUACCAGAACAUCAAAUGAGAACGAGUGGUGGAUUGGCAAGUGUCAUGGUAAACAGGGCCAAUUUCCUGGAAACUAUGUGAGACUGGGCUAGAGAUCUGCCUUUCGACCAUCGAGAUACUGUAGGAACUGGGACAUAAUACAGCUAGGCCGUAUGGCGCAUAGCCAUCACACGGCAAGUAUCUCAGAACUUCAGGGGGUGUCUUUGUGAUAGCAUUAGUCAGUAAAUAUUGGGCUAUUGCUGGAACCUAUGCUGGACUUCUGGAAGCGGGAGAAGAUAUGAGAGGCAGUUGGAAUGGUCAGUUCAGCAAUCAAAUCGACGACUCCCGAUGAAAUAACCUAUAGGAACAUAAGACAACGAGCCGUAAUAUUGCUCGUAUUUGUA